Messenger RNA from Perkinsus marinus ATCC 50983, 423 nucleotides. RefSeq lists its product as hypothetical. Gene Ontology annotation, biological process: polyamine biosynthetic process. The annotation marks the transcript as partial. The transcript has 4 exons. NCBI's taxonomy places the organism in Eukaryota, Perkinsozoa, Perkinsida, Perkinsidae. The record is from RefSeq and is a predicted model, not a curated record.
AUGGACAUCUGCGACCCCUUGGAUGCGGGUCCGGGCUGGAAGUUAUAUACUGUGGAAUUUUACAAGGAAGUUUUGGAGAAAUUCCUUAACAAAGGAGGUAUUUUGGUCACUCAGAGCACUGGAGUGGACCUUUCUUAUCCUGGCAACCCGGAAGUAACUGAUCCUUAUCUCACUAUUCGUAACACAUUCAAGGCUGUUUUCGGGGAAGAUAUGGUGCGUUCCUAUUUCGCUGAUAUUCCUUCUUUCUUCUACCCCUGGGGCUUCACAGUGGGUUCUGAAAGUGCCGAGGCUCUCGCCAGUUAUGAUCGCAAUGCUGAGGAAAUCACUGCUGAGCUCAAGAAACGCAUUGGAGAGGCGAAGUUCAAUGCACUCAGACACUAUGAUGGCAUCACGCACAAACACAUGAUGGCCUUGCCUAAAGCG